Penicilliopsis zonata CBS 506.65 is the source of this 1186-nucleotide messenger RNA. RefSeq lists its product as hypothetical. The record is from RefSeq and is a predicted model, not a curated record. Lineage: Eukaryota; Fungi; Ascomycota; Eurotiomycetes; Eurotiales; Aspergillaceae. Bases 1 to 1011 code for a protein of 336 amino acids. The transcript has a single exon.
AUGCAGGAUGGGGGUGUCAAGACCAAGCAAGAAGAUGUUGAACUGAAGAAUGAAGAUAGCAUCCUGGAGAGCAAUGCUACUACCACUGUCACCCUAGUGAAAAGGGGCCUUUCAUGCCAGGUUUCUGUCCCUCUCCGCGAUUUUGGCCCUGACCAACAGUUCCCUCAGCAUCUAAAGGACAUGUUAGAGGAGUGGCACGAAAUCUACCCUCUACAUGUCCCUGCUUGCUCCUUCAGAUCCAGAGGUCUAGGCUGGAAAUCUUUCAAGAUAUUCGAUCGAAAUGGAGUCGAACUGGAAUUGUCACAGUGGCUGAUCAAAAAGCCCCUUCCCUACCGAGUUUUGGUCCUGCAUUAUCCUGACUCUCCUGAAGAACUAGUCGCCUGCGCCAACAACUCGCCAACGAUUACAUACCUGCUUCCUUGGAAGGGACUCAAUAGAGGAUAUGACUCUUCACGUGUCGCUGCUCGAGUCUUCAAUAGGAACAUGGCGCAUAUCACCUUCAACGAUCAAGUCUUCGACAGAUACCACGAGGGACUCCUGCCUCGACGAUACGCCCAGUACAGUCGAGCCUCUGUCCCCAGAGCAAAACGAACCAUCUCAUUCAGAACCACCGCCAGCGCUGACAAUCCCUUUGCUUCUCCACAUCUCCCCCAGCUGCCCGGCGCUUGGGAGGACGGGGGAUAUCCGCUUACCAACUUCCACCCCAACGUCAUGUUCAAGUUGAUAGACAAAAACACCGACAUCUCCCGCUGUGUCCCCUUCGACGAGUGUCACUCUGUCCAGGAACUUUUUACCAAGGCCAGGGCGUUUUUUCAGUCUUUGAACGAGGGGGCGCGCGUGAAAGCACUCUCCUGCUGCUUUUCGAAAUCCCGGCGCUACAUUUGGGAAAAUGAGGGCGAAUUCGAGCUGAUGCUCAAUGAUGCAAAAAUGACCGCUCAGUCUGAUGAGGAGACCGUCACGGUCGAGGUCUAUAACAUCACACCCAUAUUCACAAGGACUGCAACUGUCUAAUUGAAACAUCUGAUCAGCCAUCCGGCGUGACCUUUUGUAUUUGAUCAUCUUUUAUUGCAAGCUACUAUGUGGUGAGCACCUGGCUACUAGGUAGCUACUACUAGACAGUGACAGACUGGCAGUUUUCUGUACUUAUUGAUAAAAUUGAUCGGAUCCAAAUCAUGUUCAAACUCAU